UCGUUUAGUUGUCAGCUGUUCGUUCGACCAGCUAGUAGCGGGUAGCUAGUACGAGGACCUCAAGAGAUACUCGGUAACGAUCGGUACGCGUACAAAAUUUGUAAUGUUCUAGUUCUACGCAGAAGAACAAGUGACCUUCACGCGUGGUUUUUGAUCGGUCAAGAAACGGUCGAUCUGGUGCGUUCACUUUUGCUUUCGAUCGCGAGGUCGUUUUGGUAUCGCCCACAGAAUUCAGAUGUUUCAUUCAUAAACCGUGUUGAGAAAGAAAGAACCAGGGAACAGAACACAGAAGAGAGAAAAAAUGCAGUUCUGCAAAUCCAGCUUUGUGAAUGUGACACUGAUAUGAGGGGAAGAUUUUGGGAUUCUGCGCACAAUGCGCAACGUAUCAUAUGAUGGAUGUGGUAGAUUCUUGAUAUCUAGUCAAUAGAAUCCAAAAACGAGUUUGUUGUGACCGUCGUUAGUUAGCUGAAGGCUGUGUUUUGUGAAUUCAUUACAAUAUUUUGUGGUUGAAAAUAAGUUGACAUUGGUCGGCAGUAGAACAGCUUUUCAAACGAGUCGGGUGAGAUUGAUAAGGUGAUAAAACCUCAAAACAGAAAAAAAUUGUAUCUACAAGCAAAAACCAUAUGAAAUUCUUCAGGACACAAACAACUGAUGGUAGAUAGUACUGCUAUUUUCCUGUUGCGGUGAUGAAGUUCUAAUCCCUCAGUUGAUCCGAAAAUGGCUCCCACCGAAAAUGAAACCCGUUACAACUCGGACAACCUUUCCCUGGAGCCGAAGCCAUCUUCAAAGGAGACCGACGAUCUUGAUCUCGAAGGACAACCGCUGGCAGCAGAAAUCGAGGAUACCGGUCAACCUGUAUCUAUACCCAAGGACAUCUCCUGGCGCGAUGGAUUACCUCAAGUUCUCGCAGCUGUUUUGGUGAAUCUUCUGGUCAUACAGGCCGGUAUUAAUAUGACCUAUUCGGCUAUCCUGUUGCCGCAGCUCUCAACUCCGGAGAGUCCUAUCCAGAUCGAUCGGAACGAAGCAUCCUGGAUAGCCAGUGUCGUAACUAUAGCUCUACCCUUGGGAUCCCUAGUCGUAGGACAGUUGAUGGAUCAAUAUGGGCGAAAAAAGGUCGCACUGGUCACAUGCGUACCGUUUGCGUUGGGUUGGGUCCUCAUUGCUAUGGCUCAGAACGUUAACAUGAUUUAUGUGGCCCGGAUAAUUCUUGGCAGUUCCGGGGGUCUGACGACCGUGGCCCUAGUGUACGUGAGUGAAAUCUCGCAUGUUUCCAUGAGGGCGAUGCUUCUCUGCUUGAAUAGCGUAUUCGUUUCGCUUGGGAUUUUGUUGACCUGUGUGCUAGCACUGAUUUUCGACUGGCGACAAAUCGCGAUCAUCUAUACCGUAUUUUCGGUGGCUACCUUCUUUUUAGUCCUGUUGAUUCCAGAAUCUCCCCAUUGGAUGCUCACGUUUACCAAAAAAGAUACCUCCGAAGUGCGGACUGUUAUGAGCUGGGUUUACCGGAAUAAAACCCUCGCCGAUCAACAGUACCGCCAGUUGAUCGCAACCGAACGUAGUCCACAUCGAAGUCCGGUUGAAAAGGGUUCAACCGCCGGAUCGACCUCGGUUGCCGUAACCGCAAAACAGGCCAGCUUCUCGCUAAAAACGUACCUUCAUCCCAGGGUUUAUCGACCACUUUCGGUGCUUCUGCUGCUGUUUCUGUUCCAACAACUUUCGGGAGCUUACGUGCUCAUCUUCUAUGCCUUGAACGUGUUCAUGGAAAUCGGAGGCUCACGAGCGCAGAGCUUCAACGAGUACAACGCACUGGUGUUCUUAGGGUUGAUACGGUUCGUCAUGUCGAUCCUGACGUCUGGAUUUUCCCGGAAGUACGGCCGUCGACCGUUGCUUUUGAUCUCAGCCUGCCUAAUGGGUUCAUUUUCCGUGGUAGCAGCAUUGUACCUGGACUUCGUUCGGAAGGCAGGUCGUGAAAGUUACCCCACCUACGGUAGUUACUUUCUUCUUGCCUGUGUGCUAGGCUACGUUUGCUUCAGCGCCUUGGGAUACCUCGUGCUCCCGUGGACCAUGAUCGGGGAGGUUCUUCCCACCGACGUUAAGGGUAAACUGGGAGGUUUCGUCGUAUCCGUAGCCUACGUGCUGAUGUUUGCGGUGGUCAAAGUUUUUCCCUACCUUCUGGAGCUGGUAUCCAUCGAGGGUAUUUUCUACGUGUACGGCAUCACUAGCUUUGCCGGAAUGAUCUACAUCUACGGCUGGGUUCCGGAGACCUUCGGCAAAAGUUUCCAGGAAAUAGAGCAGCAUUUUGCCAAAGAUGAUUGACAAGGGGCUUAGACUAUCAUUAUGAACUAGGAAUCUUUGAAGACUACACUGGAUCAAGUGUUGCCACUAUUACAAUGGUUAAUUGUAAUAAACUAACAAAUAAGAGUAUUAGAGUAAGGUACUUAACUGUUUCCCUUUGGGGAAUAUCCCUUUUCAAUAAGACAAAAGAUACGAUUGUCCAUUGAUUCGACCUAAAGUUACCAUAAGCUUAGUGAAAGUAAUGUUCAAAUACGUGAUGUCUUCCAAAUCGCAAACAUAUACAAUAAAUCGAAGCAUUAGUAUGUAAUUAACCAUACCAAAUCAUGAAAACGUAAGAUUACCUUUAGGAUAAUUGAUUACUUUUACUUAUAAACUUUGUGAGGGAGGCUUAUCAUCAUAUCACAUUUUUGUUGUUAGCCUCACCAAUUUUUAGCAGCUGGCAACUUCAGAGGGUGCGUUUAUGGAUAUCAGAUGGAACAAUUUUUCCAGGUUUCGUCUUCGAAUGACGAAGAUGUGUGGAUCCCACGUUUGUACGAGGCUUUGGUUUUAUACAUGAUAUAGUGAAAAUAUACAGUUAUUAAAUGAU
Molecule: messenger RNA, 2878 nt
Organism: Uranotaenia lowii
Lineage: Eukaryota; Metazoa; Arthropoda; Insecta; Diptera; Culicidae
Product: facilitated trehalose transporter Tret1-like
Exons: 6
Coding region: 718-2313 (531 amino acids)
Biological process (GO): transmembrane transport
Cellular component (GO): membrane
Molecular function (GO): transmembrane transporter activity
Source: RefSeq, a predicted model, not a curated record